AUGAAGUUUGGAAAGAACUUGCCACGUAAUCAGGUGCCCGAGUGGGCAUCUAGUUACAUCGACUACAAAGGCUUGAAGAAGCUCAUCAAAGCAGACGUCAGAGCCGCUCAGAGCGGUGAAAAGGUGGAUCUAGCAGAAUUCUUCUUUGCCCUGGACCGGAACCUUGAGGAUGUCGACUAUUUCUACAACAAGAAGUUUUCCGAUGCCUGCCGGCGUCUGAAGCUCCUUCAGGACCGCUAUGGCCAGUUAUCCGACGUAUCCGACCUGGACGUCGAUGAGACUGAAGAGCUGAUGGGUGCCUUACUCGAGCUGCGAUCCCAAUUCAGGAAGCUGCAGUGGUUUGGCGAGAUCAAUAGGCGUGGUUUCGUCAAGAUCACCAAGAAACUCGACAAGAAGGUCCCCAACUCGGCCACUCAGCACCGGUAUAUAUCCACCAAGGUAGACCCCAAGGCCUUCGCCAAGGAUAACACCCUUGCUCGGCUCCUGAAUGAUAUCAACAAGUGGAUGUCCGCAGUUGGUGAUGCGCAGAAAAUUGAUGACAACCGCUCAGAGAGGUCCAUCAGGUCUCUGGGACGAGCCUCUGCGAAAGCAAUGCUCACUAUUCCGUCUUCUCUCUUGGAUCAACUGGACCAGGCCAUCCGGGACAACAACGUGGACGCUUUGGAGAGCCAUCUGAAGGAAACAAAUUUGGUCUUCUCGGAAGCACCAGCCCAGGGCCUGCUUCACAAUCUUCUGCAGAGAUCAAUUUCUGCCCGGUCAAAGAAAUCCAUCGAGUUCCUCCUCGCAAAGAUCAAGACUCUGGAUGAGGCAGAUGACAUCAAUGAGCGAAACUGUAUCCACCGGUUGGUCAUUCAUAUCGGUCGGACCAAGUCCACCAAUGCAAGGGAGACCGACUCUCCAGCAUACCCCUUCCCUGCCGGCAACCACUAUGCCUCCCAGUACAUCACCCCGGCGGCUUCACCCUCGGCGUCACCGGAUUCUCGUCAUGUGAAGGAGACGAAUCUCCUGGGGAAAGACGACGAAGCUGUGCAGGUAUUGAUCUACCUCUUGGGCAAUCUCACCGAGGACCAACGACCUGCCCUGAGCACCAGGGACUCCUUUGGUCGCCUGCCCCUCCACUAUGCUGCCCAGUUCGGUUUCGUGGUGGUCUGUCAAAUCAUCAUGGGAAAGAUGCAGGAGUGGGGUCAAUUCAACGUCGAAGAUGGCAUCGAUGCCGAGGACUGGCAAGAUAAAGAGGGCAACGCGCCACUCCAUCUCGCUGUCAUUGGUGGUCAUCCCCUGACCAUCCAGGCUCUUCUCCAGGGUGAAAACUGGCAGGGAUCUAGCGAAGAUAAGUUGGCCAGGAGACGUGGCAUUUCCAAGUCCAGUGCGGUUCUAGCCAUCGCCACGAAGUCUAACUUCAAGACCAUUGUCAACCUCCUCGUCGAAGCCGGCGUGGAUAUCAACUGGCAAGACAGCUCUGGGGAGACCGCACUCCACAUCGCCGCUAGGUUCGGUCAUGACGAAUGUGCUCGCAUCCUGUUGCAGGGUACAGAGGAGCAAAAGGCUGAUCUGGAGCUCGCGGAGAAAAAUUUCAAUUGGACACCACUCCAUAUUGCAGCCGUUGAUGGACACUUGUCUGUUGCCAAGUUACUGAUCGAAGCUGGAGCUGAUGUCGACAAGCUCGACUCUUCCGGGUGGACAGCCAGAGAACACGCCGCCUUGAGAGGGCACCUUGCCAUCGCUGAUCUGCUGAAGCAAAAUAGCCAGCUGGACGACGCUGCCCUCGCGGCACAGAGUAACGGCGAUGGGCAGCCAGCUGCUACUGAAGGCUCCCCUCCAAAGAACGGGUCUCUUGAGGAUCGUCGCUCUAAGGCAACUGCUCGUGCCGCCGAUCCGGUCAAGACUUUUGGGCAUCGCUACCUGAAGGACGAGAGUCUGGUCUUGGUCAGUCUUGGCUCUAUGGACAUGAGAAGAGACGUCGAUGCGGUCAAGCUGGACCGGGUGCCACUUAAUGAGGCACAUACUACACAGCUCGAUACGGCACUGUCUGUCGUGGUUUCCGCCAACGGCGCCCUAGGCGAGCCCACUAUCAUCGACCUCCCUGUGCAUGAGAACAUCUCCACGGAGCCGAUCGUCUUUACCACAAAGGACGCCAGUAAAGUCAAACUAUUGUUCGAUAUCGUGCCAACCUACUCUGGCAACGAGAAGAACAAGAUUGGCAGAGCUGUGGCACUGCUGUCCAGCAUCCGGCCCUCCGUCGGGUCUAAGCGCAUGAACCUGCAAGGAGACGUCUGUGUGCCAGUCGUUUCUUCGAGCACUCUGGAAGUGAUUGGAACCGUCAAUUUCAACUUCUUGGUCAUCACGCCUUUCUCACACCCAAACAUGGAGGUUACCUCAGAGCAGACUUACUGGAAGAAGUUGGCGUCUACCAUGGUCAUUGGUCACCGUGGCCUGGGCAAGAAUAACACGUCAAACAAAUCGCUGCAGCUCGGCGAGAAUACAGUGGAGUCAUUCAUCGCAGCCGCCAACUUGGGGGCCAACUACGUUGAGUUCGACGUGCAGUUGACGAAGGAUCAUGUCCCCGUUAUCUACCACGACUUUCUAGUCAGUGAGACCGGCAUCGACGCGCCAGUGCACACACUUACUCUCGAGCAAUUCCUGCACAUCAACCCAGACGCACGUCGCCUGAACGGCAAGGACAUGUUCGACCAGCAACUCCGCAACAUGCGCAACAAUGAGGUGCCCGGGCCGAGGCAGCGGUCCAUGUCGGUAGGCUACGGCGUCGGCGAAACACCCGUAGCCGACGAGCGCAUGAAGCACACGCGAGACUUCAAGGAGAAGGGCUACAAGGGCAACUCGCGGGGCAACUUCAUCCAGGCGCCGUUCGCGACGCUCGAGGACCUGUUCCGCGACCUGCCGUCGGGCGUUGGCUUCAACAUCGAGAUGAAGUACCCAAUGCUGCACGAGAGCGAGGAGCACGAGAUGGACGCGUACGCGGUCGAGCUCAACAGCUUCUGCGACACGGUCCUGGCCAAGGUGUACGACCUUGCCAAGGACAGGCACAUCAUCUUCUCGAGCUUCAACCCGGAUAUCUGCCUGUGCCUCAGCUACAAGCAGCCCAACUUCCCCAUCAUGUUCCUCACGGACGCCGGCGACCUCCCCGUCGGCGACGUCAGGGCGAGCUCUCUGCAGGAAGCGAUCCGAUUCGCGAGCAGGUGGAACCUGCUGGGUAUCGUUAGCGUGUCCAAGCCCUUCACCAACAGCCCCCGGCUGGUUAGGGUUGUGAAGCAGCACGGUCUGGUGUGCGUCAGCUACGGCCAGGAGAACAACGACCCGCUGAUGGUCCAGCGCCAAGUCAAGGAAGGCAUAGACGCAGUCAUCGUCGACAGCGUGCUGGCCAUCCGCCAAGGCCUGACCGAGUCCGAGAAUCAGGGCCUCAAUCAGCUGCCGGACUCGGUGGCCGAGGAUGACACGGCCGUGGUCAUCGACACGCAGCCACUGAACGGGGGCGUGAAAGUUGCGAACUAG
Diaporthe amygdali is the source of this 3510-nucleotide messenger RNA. RefSeq lists its product as uncharacterized. The record is from RefSeq and is a predicted model, not a curated record. Gene Ontology annotation, molecular function: glycerophosphocholine phosphodiesterase activity; protein binding. The transcript has 4 exons. Lineage: Eukaryota; Fungi; Ascomycota; Sordariomycetes; Diaporthales; Diaporthaceae. Bases 1 to 3510 code for a protein of 1169 amino acids. Gene Ontology annotation, biological process: glycerophospholipid catabolic process.